AUGAGCCUCAAAUCUCCGAUGUCUGCUCUUCCGUUCGAGAACAAAGGCAGCCAUAUCAUGCCUAGAAAUGGAAACUGUUUUCUAGUCCGUCACACCCCUCAUCCCAGAAGAGUCUGCCACAUCAAAGGUCUGAAUAACAUUCCCAUCUGUACUGUGAAUGAUGAUGAGAACUCACUGGGAGCAUUGUGGGGUGUUGACGAGUUCAACUACUUAGAGAAGGAUGAGAUACCAUUUGCCAAAUGCAGUUAUGCACCCAGCGCUGCAGCCCCGGAGAGCCCUGUCAGAGGAGUCUCACCAGCCCCAAACAAUGUCAAGGUGCCCCCACGGCCUCAUUCUGAGCCCUGUAGAAAAAUCAAGGAGCGCUUCAAAACUUCCAGUGAGAAUCCCUUAGCAAUUAAGAAGGAAGAAAUUAAGGUAAAAAAGCCACUGUCACCUCCAAAAGCAUGCUCUGCUGCUGACUCUUGUUCUUCAGAGGUGAUGAGUACCGAGACUGACGUCAAAGAGAACACUGUUUGCAUACCAAACUAUCUGGAUCAGGAAAUCAAAAUUCUGGCAAAGCUCUGUAACAUUUUACGCACUGAUUCUCUGGCUGAAGUUCUACAGUGGCUACUUCAUGCAAGCUCAAAAGAAAAAGAGUGGGUCUCAGCUUUGAUUCAUGCUGAACUGGCUGAAAUAAACUUGUUGGCCCAACAAAGAAACAGCAUAGCAAAUCUAGCUGCAGAGACUAGGAAGCCGUCCAAAGUUAAAUCACCCCCGAAUUCACCUGCAAAAUUGAAAGUGCUGACCAGAACGACGCAAGGACAUCAACCCACUAGAGUGUCAAGUCAAGGAUCUGAAGGAAAUAAGGAAGCGCCAAAAGAGGCUGAGCACAGGCCUCCGUUGUUUAUAAGAAGAAAUAAUAUGAAAAUGCCCAUUGCAGAAUAUUUCAGCAAACCAAAAUCUCCUCCCAGGCCUAAAAUUCAGGAAAGCUUAUCAACAAAACCAGUGUCUGCAAGGAGUAUGCAACAAGGAUGCAAUCUCUCUCCCCAGAGAGCAUUUUAUCCUUAA
Molecule: messenger RNA, 1047 nt
Organism: Mirounga angustirostris (Northern elephant seal)
Lineage: Eukaryota; Metazoa; Chordata; Mammalia; Carnivora; Phocidae
Gene: CUNH4orf17
Product: chromosome unknown C4orf17 homolog
Exons: 8
Coding region: 1-1047 (348 amino acids)
Source: RefSeq, a predicted model, not a curated record